AUGGAGUCCGAACAUGUAAAGCACCUGCUGAAUAAUAGCAACAGCGACACCGCCAUGAGUGAGAACAGGAAGAUGGCCACCAGGCGCACAUGGCUACGGGUCCAGGCCAUGUUCUGGCGCUUCCUCAUGACGAUAGGCAUGUUCCUGCACACAGCCGGCUGGCCGCGAGCACCUCGUCCGUCAUUCGUUCGACGCAUUCCCUUCACCACUCGCGGACGCAAUGUGAACCUCUAUUUCUACUGUCCACAAUCCUACUGGAAUUAUCGAAAAUCCCGCCGGUCAUCUCCAUCCCCAGCAUCAGACCAGCCUUUCCCCGUCGUGGUCAAUUUCCAUGGCGGCGGGUUCACCCUCGGAACGGCAACCGACGACUCCUACUGGGCCAAAUGCGUUAUGCAGGAGACAAACGCCGUGUUUGUCAGUGUCGAAUAUCGUCUUGCUCCCGAGAACCCCUUCCCGGCUGCUGUAGAUGACGGCGUGGAAGCCCUGCUAUACCUGGCCUCCCAUGCCGGCGAACUCGGCAUCGACGCAUCGCGCAUCGCCCUGACCGGAUUCUCAUCCGGCGGCAAUCUCGCCAUCACUGUACCGCUACGACUCCGAGACCGCAUCAAAAACGAAGCGAGCAGCGAUAUUGUCAACAUGGUCGAACCCCUCGAUUCCACCCAACACCUGAUCGCGAACCAAGGUAACCUCAACAUCGUAGCCACCUUUGCCUGGUACCCGUUACUCGACUUUGUGGCCUCGCGUGAGCAUCGUCGCGCCACGAGCGUGAUACCUGGUAAAACCAUGCCGGCUUUCUUCACCAAUCUCUUCGAUGAAUCCUAUCUGCCAAACCACGAGCUGCGAUCGUCGCCGUUUGCAUCGCCCGAACACGCGCCCGAUGACAUGUUGAAUGAGGCAUUGCCGGCCGAUAUUUUCCUGUACACCUGCGAAUGGGACAUGCUUCUGCACGAGGGCCAGCGCUUUGUUCGUCGAUUGGAGGCCAUGGGGAAGCGCGUUCGCGCCAUGAUGGUGGCACAGGUGCCCCAUGCAUGGGACAAGUCGCCCAAUCCGUUUCGGGAUCAGGAUAAAAUCAAUAUUAUUUAUAAGGCGGCUUGUGGUGAGAUGAAGACCAUAUUCGAUCGUUCUUAG
Molecule: messenger RNA, 1128 nt
Organism: Talaromyces atroroseus
Lineage: Eukaryota; Fungi; Ascomycota; Eurotiomycetes; Eurotiales; Trichocomaceae
Exons: 1
Coding region: 1-1128 (375 amino acids)
Molecular function (GO): hydrolase activity
Source: RefSeq, a predicted model, not a curated record